This is a messenger RNA of Myxocyprinus asiaticus (Chinese sucker), 3436 nucleotides long. Its product is annotated as formylglycine-generating enzyme-like. Gene Ontology annotation, cellular component: endoplasmic reticulum. The record is from RefSeq and is a predicted model, not a curated record. NCBI's taxonomy places the organism in Eukaryota, Metazoa, Chordata, Actinopteri, Cypriniformes, Catostomidae. Bases 2961 to 3296 code for a protein of 111 amino acids. The transcript is spliced from 4 exons.
AAUACAGGAAACUUGAGGUAGAGCAAGGCAAUAAAGUACAUUUUCAAACAAGAUACAGUAAACAGAGAUAGUCUACUAAAAAUAAAAAAUUAGAACAAAAAUAGAAAAUUGUCACCUUCAGGAAAUCAGGAGGUAACUCUUAUAAUGAAACCAUAAUUGUUUUAAUCAACAGAGCAGUUUUAGUGGCUUUCUUGUUAAAUGAUGAACAAAGAGAGUCAUAGAAUAACUUUAGAUUGACACAGAAAAGCCUAAAAUUGGGCUUAGAAUCAGUGACUUUACAUUUAUGGAGAUGAAACUGGCCACAGAGAGUUAGCUGUUUUAACCUGUCAUCCAUCUCCUUUGACCCGGAGUCCCAAAUCAAAAAGAGUACAUUCAAUAUUUCAAAAAUAAAAAGUUUGUUGUAAGCAGAGAAAAUAAGCCAGGCUACUUCUUUCCAGAACUCCAUUGCUUAAUCACAUACCACAAGUGUGGUAUAGUUUCAAGAUUAAAGUUGCAGAAUGUAUAUUGUGAAGAGAUGUCCAACUUAAACUUAGAAAGAAGACACAGGGAUAGUUACAGGGAUAGUAAAUAUGAAUAAUUUUAUAGUGAAGUUCUUUCAGCUUGUUAGGUAACAGAAACUUAUUAAUGCCAAUCCAAAUGUUAAUAUUAGAAAGAGAAGGAUAAUUUAAUUUCCACUUGAAAAAAGCUUUGGGAUGACAGCUGAUUUUCCUAAUAAGGAUUCUUCUAAUCCAAAAAUUGUUACAUUUGACAUUGGAAAGCUCCAAUCCUCCAAUGGAUAAUUGGGGUAUUUCACAGACUGAUACUCUGUAACUACAGUAUGACCUGACCACAUGCAACAGUUUAGGUGAAAUACAGUUAAUAACCCAGUUAUAAACUCUAGGUGAGGUAUCCACUCCAAAAAUGGCAGUAAAUUCAGUAUAGGAAUAAAAGCUGCCAUCAUUUUUUUACAAAUCCAAAACAAAAAUUACACCUUUGUCAAACCAGUUCUUAAUAAAGCUAGAUUUUUUUCCACACAGCACAUACUGAUUGUUCCAUAUAAUACUCCUAUGAGGGGAAAAAUUGUGGCAGAAGGCAAGCUCUGGAGGACGAAGCCUUCCAAACGAAACACAGCCAGAGAAAAUGCAGCUGCAGUGAAUCAGAGACAUGUCAGCUGACCGAUCACAUGAUCAUUUCCGGAAGUGUGGUUCACAAAGGAAACAGUUAAUAGCUAUGGCAGCAAUAUUUAACAGUUUUGCUGUUUUGUUUCUCUGCUUGAGCAUUAUUUUUUCCAGUGUAGUGUGACCCUGAUGUGAAUACGGUGUCCUUGGAGUCACUGGCCACAGAUUGUGGUUGUCAGGAACUGAAAAGCAGUGGUGCUGCUGUUGACAUAAGUGAGGGAAACAAACUGAAACACCACAAUGGUGCAAACAUGUAUUCCAGAACAGCUUAAUAAAAUCCACACAUGCCAAAACAUGAUAUACACAGCAAAGUAAGUUUAUUGUCACAUAUUUGCAGUUGCAUACAUGCUUAGCCGUAGACUAGGGACAAAUCUGUCCCCAAUAGUGAGCUAAAUCUCUUAAGGGUGGUUUUUUGGUUAGUCUAGUAAUUACAAUUUAUAUAAAUACAUUUAUUUAAAACCAUUGUCAAAAGUCAGUCAAGCUCAAUUUAGAUAGCCAAGUAAAUAUGUUUGUAUCAGCUGGUGCUGCUGCAGGGAGUUUGGUUUAUGAUGGGUUCAGAUGACCCUGGAAUACUGCAGGAUGGAGAGGGACCUCAGAGGAGUGUGUGGCUGGACCCUUUUUACACUGAAAAUCAUGAAGUUACAAACCAGCAGUUCCAACACUUCACCAACCAGACAGGCUACAUUACAGAGGUAACACACGCACACACUUACAGGACCAUAAUUCAAAUAAUUGCCACAAACACAGACUAAAACAGCUGUCUGUGUCUGCAGGCAGAGCGUUUCAGAGACUCUUUUGUUUUUGAGGGACUUCUGAGUGAGGAGGUGAAUGCAGCGAGAGAAAUCUACACAAACAUUUGAUUAUACAUACUCUGUUUUUCUUGAAUUGUAUAUCUCUGUAUUAAUUAGGUUUUUACUAUAAUGUUGGCUAUAUACUGUAUGAUAUAUAAUGUAAAAAAAAUAAAACGGUUCUGAAAAAAUGGGUAGUUGACAUGUCAAGCAGUCAUGGCAAACUUUAAACAUAUUUUUGUAAUUCUUGUACAGCUUUUGUUAUGCAUUCAGGUUUUCCUGUUAAUUCAAAAAACACAUUUUAUAUUUUUAUUUAAAUGAACUGCAAAAAAAAUCUAAAAGCUGAUUAAAGUGGAAAAGAAAUUAUGACCAGUUACAUCAUCUAAAAUGUACACUUUCCCUUAUUCAGUCAUAUAAAUUACCCUUAAAUCUUGGUUGAAAAAAUAUUAAUGUCUAUGUUAUUUGUUAACUGCCCAAAUAUAUCUGUGUAAAAAUGUAUGACCGGUAAAAUUAAUUCAAGAGGGGCUUGAGAACACGUCUUGAAAAGAGGGGAGGAGUGGAACAGGAAGAUCAGUGGUUAAGAUCAUAAAACACAAGUAAAAAAUUAACUGCAAAUAUAGUUAAAUAAUGAGCCUGUGUGACUGUGCAUGUAUAAACUCCUGUUUUAGGACAAAGAGCUAGAGACUGCAAUCUCCAAAUAGAGUCAAGAAUGGUCCAGAGUUGUGUUUUUCAUUCAGUGUGAUAAUUAUGGUCUUCUUGUGCAACAAUUUAUAUGGUGCACUAUAGCAGGUUUCUUUUUAUAUUAUAACGGUCAGUAGAUGGCUUACUGCACCUUAGUGGUCACCAGUGAGGUAAAACUAAAUCUGCACCUUCAUGUAAUGCAGCUUAUCAUUGCAAUACAAAACAAAUAAUAUAAUCAGAUGAUACUUGGUUCUGCUUGUAAGUCACAAAACACACUUUUAGGUCACAUUUAGGUUACAUUAUUUACUUCAUUCCCACUCUGUGUCUAGGAUGAAUGUGCUUUAUGUGUCCUGCUCUGACGCUCAGGCGUACUGUCAUUGGGCCAAGCACAGACUCCCCUCUGAGGCAGAGUGGGAGUUCGCCUGUAGCGGUGGCCCGCAGGAUAGGUGAUGUAAUUUCCCGCCAGUGGCUUUGGUCUCUAGGACAUGGUAGGGAAUGCGUGGGAGUGGACGGCAGACUGGUGGAAUGUUCAUCACACUACAGAAAACAAGAACAACCUUUUAAGGCUAAUUUGGAAAGGACCAGAAUCAGGAACAGACAGAGUCAAGAAAGGACGCUCUUAUAUGUGUCACAAGUCAUACUGCUACAGGUACAGGUGUGCGGCCCGUAGUCAGAACACCCCAGACAGUUCUGCCUCUAACCUAGGCUUCUGAUGCGUCUCUGACCCUGAACCAUAACCUCAAAUCUUUAUUUCCUCCAUAGUUCAUUGUUAUAGACCAAGAUGUUGUGCCAUAGACUGAAAUAUCACUU